Messenger RNA from Pocillopora meandrina, 5799 nucleotides. Lineage: Eukaryota; Metazoa; Cnidaria; Anthozoa; Scleractinia; Pocilloporidae. The record is from the annotation of a GenBank genome assembly.
CGUAGUUUAAUAUAGUCAAAGAACAAAAAUAGAAAGAAAAGAUGGAGAACAUUUAGUCAAUUUUCGAGACGAACUAAUACCAAGAAGGCUAGAUGAUCUCGGUGUAAUAACGCAGACAGAAUGUUUGAUAAUUUUAGAGAUCGUUUGCAAACAGUACAACAUGAUCUGACCCAAGGGUAAGAGUAAUUGUGAUUGUAUAGUUUUGCACGAGUUUUAGAAGAAGCCUAUGAUCAUUACUCGGUUUUGAUUUUAUCCUCCAUCAGCUGGAAAUCAAUCGCAGAUAAGGCCAAAGCUGUCAAUAAGAAAAUAGUAAGGUUAGUAUAUCAGUAUGUGGUGUUAAUUGUUAUUUUUGUGUAAGCUUUUACGUGUAUAUAACUGGAUAAUCAAGAUUAAUAUCCUUAACUGUAGCUACCUAAACCUGGGUAACCCUUUACACCCUAGCAUCAGUUCGUAUAUUUAAGAUAAUCUUCAUACAUUUCUAGUGAUGUUCACAAGGAUAGUUUUUAUAACAGUCGAUAGCGUCUUAAGAUGCCGAUCAUUUCCUUCACUCUCGUGACUUUUGUGUUAGGUUCAGGGCUGAUACUAUAAUGAGGACUUAGAUGUUAGUCUUAAGGUAUUGUGUAACAAUAAGCUUGAGUACAGAUAUCCUGUUUUAUUGAACAGAAGAACGACAUUCAUCACAGAUGAAGUAAUUGAAAGGUAGGUUCUCAAAUCGAGGUAUUUUCUUCAUGUUAAUUGCUCUACUUGAACACGGGUUAUUUCAUUGCAUACAUCUCUCGGUUAACAUGUUCUGGUCUCUCUGUUUCAUUGCAAUAAUUCUUAAUUGGUGAUUCGCGUGAUGUUAAAGUUGCAUACCUAUCUAAUUGAUUAAGUCUCUAGGUUUGAAUUUAGGCACCCACCCAACUCAACACCCCCUUCUACAUGAAAAAAAAAAACUCAGGUGCACACAUGAUAAUUGAUUAUCAUUUGUUUACUGGCUUACAAUCUUUGAAUUCCCUUUCUGUGCUAUAUCUUCACAUUUUAUUGUUAUUUAUUUUUUUAUUGUGAAAUAAACUUACUAUUUGUUAAAUACUUCAAUCAAGCACUUAGGGUGCUUGUUUGAAGAAAUAUGGUAAAUGUCAUGCCCAUGAAUUAAAUAUUGUAAGUUUUGCACAAAAAAUUAAGCACUUUAGAAAGAAAAAGAGCAAGAAACCACUAAGAGAAUUGUAAAUGAUGCAAAUUGCUGACAUACAGCAUGUAUGCUGACCCACUGAGCUUUUUUUAUUGUGCUAGCUUAGGAGAGCCCAAAGUGAUUUUAUUUAAAUAAUCAUUAUCAUUUUGUGGUUUUCCCUGAUCCAUAGUGAUGACCAGUGCUUUAGUUGUAACCUUGAGGCAGGUUCUGAAAUCCUAAGCAAGUAAGUGAUGACUAAGUGCCAGUAAUUAGUGGAGAAAAAUAGACCACUUCUAUUCCAGUUAAUAUGUAAUACAAUUUCAACAAAUCAGCGAUAGGUAAAACUUAAAAGUACAUUCUGCUUGGGAACUGAAAACUUUACACCCUAACAUCAGUAUCUACACACAUGUAUAUUCUUCCUACUCUUUUCCAGUCCUUUCCUUUGAUACUGACAGGGAGAAUUUGUUAACGAUCAAAGCUUCUUAGGUUGGCAAUCAUUUCCUUUAUCUUCAUAAUCUUAAUGAAUAAUUCAGUAGUAUUACUGUAAGGAGAUAUUACAUGGUAGUCACUAUCAGGGUUGAAAGGAUUAGGUAAAGAUGUUCUUGAGAUUUUUCUAUCAACUAAUUAUCCAGAAAAUUGUCAUUGAAAUGGUAUAGACAGUUGGAGGAAUGGCCACCAGAAAGAAGUGUCAUUUUCCCACUGCUGUCUUCAUCUAAAAAAGAUCUGAACAACAACAUGUACAUCUUGCAUAUUGAACAACAGCAUGUUACAUAUUGACACUCAGUGGUUGAGAUGUUCAUUUUUUAGUAUCAUACUGAAUUGGCUCAGGAAUAAAAUGUUUGACCAUAGAUUGAUAAAUUACAGAGAAAGAAAAAUAUGCUUUAGUUCUUUUUUUGGAAACUCUAAUACAUUUUUUUUUGUACUAAAAGCGAGCCAUGGUUAGCUGUUUUAAAAUUGUACUUUCAGUAUCAAUGUUCUCAUCUCAGUUUCAACACCUAUAACUUUGACUACACACAGCUUUAGGUUAAAUAUUUAAUUAUUGCUAAUUAAUAUGAAAUAUAAAUCAUUGCAAAAAUAAUGGGUAAACAUUUAUUAGGUUCCAAAAAGAAUGGGCAGAGCUUCAUGAAGCAUCUAGAGAAUGUGCAGAAAAAGCAGAGGUCAGUAAGCUUAAUUAACACCAUAGUAGGUUUUUUCUUGUCGUUCUGUCAGUUUUUUUCUUGUCAUUCAGAAUGUUUUACUUUUGUGUUGUUGUUGUUUUUGUCUAUUUUUAAAUUUUCUUUUUCUAGAGGUCUGAUCAGAGUAUUGCUGAGUUUUCCAAGAUAUGUUCCAAUUUAUACACCAACAUGAAUAUGUUCCACACAGAACUGGCUUUACUACCUGAAGUGAUAAAGAACAUUGAAACAGCCAAGGCAGAUAUAGGUAUACUUGAGUACAUGUAACAUGUAUGAAUAUUUGAGUACAUAUGUUUUCAUAGGAACAGUUGCAGCAAGGCUUUUAAUGCUAACUCUGAAAUUCUCAGAAAUCAAAAGCCAGUCACUCUUAGGGGUUGGCUACAGCCAGGCUAGAGACAGUUAGAGCAAUACAGCAUGAAGUGGUUUGGUACCAUGGGGUCUCAUUUCAUAAGUAGCAGAAUUAUACAGUGCUAUUGUGUUAUAUGCAUCCAGAAAGAGAACAGUUGCUAAAUUCAAUGAUAUGAUAAGUUAUAAAGCUUUUAUGGUAACUGUAACUAAUUAAUUCUUGGUCAUAGAAACCCAAAACAUACUGGUAAGUUACAAAAACAUGCCCUAUAUAAUGGUAUUCAUGUGCAAAUUUCAUUACAUCAUGUAGCUAUUCAUUGGCUUACAAGCUAUUUGGUGUGAUAUUGUUGUUAGAUGCCUUUGGUGGACAGAUAGAAGUGUUGGAUAACUUGAUGAUAGACUUGGAAGAGGUUUGUGAACAGCUGGACCUAGAGAGAAGGAAAGCUGCACAAGGACUCAAGCUUUCCAAGCUAAGACAUAACAGAGAGUAAGUUAAACAUAUAUUUCAUUCAGCAUGAAGUAGCAGUUGUUAAGAAUCAGUAAAUUGUCACAGCACAACCCCAUGGGACACUGGCAAAGCAAGCUACCCCAAAGAAGCCUUCAUUAUCUAUUCAUUACCAGUUCUCUGUAUGAUUUGAACAUUUCAGUGCGUAGCUUGCUAGCUUCAGUUAUGGUUUUUAUACCUUCCUCAAGCACUUUGGUGACUGUGGUGUUCUGUAUUAUAAACUGAAGUACACUUGUAGUCAUCCAUUAAUCUUGCAUACGACAGUAUCUUUGAUGAUUAAAAAUACCUAUAAUGUACUACUUACAUCCACUUAGUGUACAUGUAUCUUGUCUUACAUUUCUGUCACCUACAUCAGUUAUUCAUUUACCUUACUUUCUACCGCAAUUGAUUUUUCAGGGAUGAUUUAGAAACUCUUAGAGGUAAGAAAAUAUUCUUUGUCACUUUUAAACCCUUUGACCCCUAAGACUGCCAGUGUCUCAUUUCUCCUCACAAUAUGACCCCUGAGUCACACACCGAAGUCACUCAAAUAAAGGAAAUGAUCACCAAGCUAAGAAAGCUCUUGAUUAAUAAUCAAAUUCUCCUCAUCAUUACCCAAGGAAAUUUACAGGUAUAGAGAACAGUAUGGAGAAUAUGGGCGCUAGUGGUAGCUUGUGAUCUGGGUUAAUUAAUAACUUUCUUAGAGGCACAACCAGUUCUUCUAGUCAUAGUGCUUUCACAAUAGUGGGAGCAGAUUAAAAGAGAUUGUUGGUCCUACUUGUUUAAUUAUAUUGCUUUAAUUUCUCUGCAUGGUUUAUGAUUCAAACUAAGUGGAAAUGUAAGAUGGUUGUGAUAUCAUAGGAUAAAUCAUUUGAUACAUCAAAUGUGAUGAAAGUUGUCAUCAGAGUUCAGGAAGAGGUUAUACAAUUAUGGUAGUUUGUAAUCAUGAUUGCUCUUCAAAUUGUUUUAGAGGAGCUUCAAUUAGCCAAGGAAAGGAAUGAAGUUAAAAUACAGCAACUGGAGAGGCAAGCUUCCAUAGAAAAACGACAAGUCUAUGAAGAUGCCUUUCUUGAACAAAUGAACUACUACAUACAGCAUGGCAGAACGGAAGGUAUGAAAAAACAAAAUACAUGACCUUUAUUGAUUCUUACUUAACCCUCUAACUCCCAAAAUCUGAUUGUUGAUUCUCCCCUGUAGCUGCUACACAUUUCCUUGUAAAUCAGUUAUGAGAACAUGGUGCUAGAUCAAGAUAGCAGCUUCUACUUGAUAAGUUUGAAUAUUCUCAUUACCUGUUUGCUGAAGAAUGUCUGGAUAUUGUAGGGAGAAAUUUUAUGUUAAUCACUUCUGGGAGUUAAAGGGUUAACUGCUUGCAGUUAUAUGCCAAAAUAUCAUUCUUUUGCAUGUACAAAUGAUUAAAUGCAGGGUAGGCAAAUUUUAUGUAUGGUAAAUCCAAACAGUUUCACGAUCAGAUGUCACUAACCACUCUGAAAGUAAAAAGAGAAAGAUUGUCAGGCAAAAUAUUCCUGUGUAUUUAUUAAUAUCAAACCACUAAAGAUUUCUCUGAAACUCAGUAAACUGUGAAGACCAGAAAUAUUCACAAAAUGUUAUUGUCUUUUAGGGUAAAGGCUAAUCAGGGUGAGAAAGCAAAACUGCAAAUAGUGAUGGCUCUAAGUUUGUGAUUUUGAAGUUUGCUUGCAUUUCUGUUACCAUUGAGAUUGUUCAGGAUACAAUUGACCUUUACAAUCAAAUCAAAGUAUUCACAGUUUUCUAAGUCCCUUCAUAGUUUGUAAAGAACAAGUUUAUGAAAUUCACAAUUAACUUGAAGCCUGUCUGUCAACUAAUAAUUUUGCAUGUUAGAACCAAUCUGUUUGGUGCAUGGUCGGGGUAGCGGAUCUCUGGAUGAUAUCAUGUUAGAAGACAACAGUGAUAUGGAUAAGGAACUUGAUGAUUUCUUUGGCUCAGAAGCUGAGGUCAGUCAGUUUUUAAAACCCUUGAAUUUUAUUUAACAUGGGUGUCAUAGCCUUCACAAAGCAUGUCUUCUGUGAGUUAAUCCUUUCCCUCCCAGGAUCAAAACAUCCCUUCACUGCACUGUCUCUCAAAGAUUUCUCUUGUGUUUUAUUGUGAGAAUUUGGUGCCAAAUCAAACAAUGCCCUGUAAUUAAAAUUUUUUGUCUUCUCAUCACCUCUCUACUUCAAAAUGAAUUGAUAAUUUAAAAGGAAAUUCCUAUUUAGUCACUCAUAUGAGGUCAACAUUUGAGGUUUAGUUAAAACUGUGUGAGAUACAUUCCUUUUAUAUAUUUUACAUAUAUAAUUUGGCUUUUUUUCAUUCAGUCAAGUGAUUGCUAAACAACAACAAAAAUCAAAUUAGUCUUAAAAAUUUGAUAAAAAAGUGAAGGGAAACCUUUGAUAAAGCAAAAGACUGAAAUGAAUUCUUAAUAAUUAAUUAAGACAAGUGAUGUACCUGGAGGUAUGGACAAAGACCAAACAUUUGUUGGACUGUCUUCCGAGGAUGAAGAACUACUUAAUCAGAAGUUACCUGAAGUCAGUGCCACCUCAAGAACUGAACAAGAAGCAGAGAAAAAGGUAGUGUACUUGGUAAAGUUGAUAGGCCCUCUGCAGGACUUGUUAGCCAUAAAAAUAAUUAUGGUUUAG